Gastrolobium bilobum is the source of this 1248-nucleotide messenger RNA. RefSeq lists its product as uncharacterized. Bases 1 to 1248 code for a protein of 415 amino acids. Lineage: Eukaryota; Viridiplantae; Streptophyta; Magnoliopsida; Fabales; Fabaceae. The transcript has a single exon. The record is from RefSeq and is a predicted model, not a curated record.
AUGGCAUCAUUGUGUGAGGAUGAAGUGUUUCACAUAUUCUCAUGGCUUCCCGCAAAAUCAGUUUGCAAAUUGAAGUCUAUUUGCACCUCCUUCUUAGACUUUUCUGGAGAAACUUUAUUUUGCAUGCAGCAGGCACAAAAUAUGUUGCUAAAGGAUGAUACUUGCUUCAUUGUUCAGCCAGACACAAUCCAGAGGUACAAUGACAGAAUUGAAAUCCACCCAUUACCUCAACAGGAGUUAUCUUCUGGAGUGCCUAAGAAUUUUCUCACAUUCUUAGGAAAAUCAGCAAGAAUCCUUGCAUCAAGUAAUGGGUUAGUUCUGUGUAGAAGCACAACAAAGAGCCCGGUUGAGUUGUUUAUUUGUAAUCCUGUAUCACAAACAUGGCUUCCCAUUCCUACCCCAACAUGUGUGCAUGAAACUCCUGAUGCUGAUAUCAAUUUAUUUUUUGAGUGCAUUAAUAAAGAUCUUGAUUUUGAUGACUAUAGGAUAUUCUUGAUUGACAAACCCCCUGAAUGGUCAUCAUUUCUUGAUUUAAAAGUGUAUUUUCCAAAGGAAGGUGUAUGGCAAGCAAUGGAGAGGAGUUUUUUCAUUGGUAGUAGAAGCAUGAGACUUGAGAUGCCUGUGUAUCUUCAUAGCUCUCUCCACUUUAUAUCAAAUAGUUUUGAUUAUAUUGACAGGAGAAGUCCUUAUUUUAGGCCAUAUAUAAUGGCAUACAAUUUUGAGAGUUGUCAAUCAAGAAUGUAUAGGCUCCCCAAUGAUGCAAGAAAAGGUUCUAAUCAUGAAAGUUGCGACAUGGGUAUUUUUGAAUGGGGGAAGGUGAGAAGUUUGGAUCAUUCUAUUUGUUUGGUGAGAUACAUGAAAUUUGUGUUUACCAUAUGGGUUUUGGUGGACUACGAGUCAAAUUUAUGGAGAAAGAUUUUGAAAAUAAGGUUGAAAGCUAUGGGGUUGAAGGAGGAAGAUCCAAGGGUUCAAGGGUUUACAAUCAUGAAUGGUGAUUCUUUGAUAUUUGCCACCAAGAAAAAUGUUUAUGGAUUUGAUUUGAGUGGUAAAAAUUCUUGGAGAUUGAGAGAGAUAUGCGAGCAUGAAUGGGAAACCAGAGUUUGUUUCACUUCUUACUCUAACACUCUUCGACCAUGUGGAACUGGUGCUUCAACUUUUCCUGAUUAUGUUAUGGCUAGCGCUUAUCUCAGUGAAGAUAACACUACUUCGGCAUUAUGCACUUCUGCUUAUCCCAGUAAUGCUAUGUAA